AUGCAAUAAUAUACACAUUUGCUUGCUUACUUAUUUACUUACUUACAUAUAUUAUAUAUAUGUCAGUAUUUAUUACAAUAUAUAUUAAUAAAUUUAUUAGUAAUUUAUUUUGCUUUAGUAUUGUCUAAGAGAUAAUUAAUAACUAACUCACCACUAUCUCUUUAAUUACUGCUUAUUUUCAUUAUCAAACAAAAAAUAUAUCUCUAUUAUAUAUACAAUUAAAUUAAUCAUUUAUUUUUUGAAUACAAUUUUCAAUCAAAGCUCAGGCUCUUUUUGAUCUUUGAGGAGAAAGCAUAUCAAUUGCUCUUGAAGAUUAUUUUUAUGAUCCAAUAGUAGAUUGCUAAAUGGAUGCAGAUUAUACUCUAUUGGUUUAUUUAUACUAUUGGUAAGAAAUAGGGUAUUAAUUUGGAAACUUGGUGGAUUCUCUAGAGCUAGUUAAAUAACUAUCUUGAAUACUUUUCUUACUCUGCUUUUAUUCAAUUUUAAAUAAAUUUAAUUGUUGCUUCUGAUCUUUUUUUUCCUUUUUUGUUGCUGAUAUCGCUAAGUAGCUUCCUUAAUUAGGAUUUUAUAUAAUACUGUCAUUUUUUUUAAUUUUAGAGUACUCUAACUAAUUAACUGAUUUUUAAGGAGUUGGAUAUUCAGUGUGGUGAUACUUAGUAUAAUCGCUUCUAUACCUUUCUAUCCAUAAAAGUUUUUCUUUUUCACUCAUAAUGUUAGUAGAAUAUUAUUUUCUGUAGGCAUCAAAUAUCUAACUUUAUUUGUUUUCUACCUUUAUCCUUUUUUAACCACGUAGGUUAAACAUAUCUUUUUCAUCCACUAAAGCAAUAGUCCCAUAGCCAAGUUCAAAGUGAUCUUUUUUGUGAGGAGGAAUUUUGA
Tetrahymena thermophila SB210 is the source of this 876-nucleotide messenger RNA. RefSeq names its product transmembrane protein, putative. Lineage: Eukaryota; Ciliophora; Oligohymenophorea; Hymenostomatida; Tetrahymenidae. The transcript has a single exon. The record is from RefSeq and is a predicted model, not a curated record.